CGGGCCGAGGUGGUCGAGGCAGAGACAGCCAGAUCCUGAGCCCGGCAGAUCCAGGACGCGAGGUUCCAGAGUCUGCGUUGAAAUACCCUGCACACUGGAUGGAGCUGAUGCUGAGUACGAGCCUGGCUAAACUGACUCUGGAUCUUGUAUACCAGCCAGAAGUGGCCCUGGGAUUCAACUUGACCACGCUAACCCUGGACCCCACACACCAACCAGAGCUGAUCCUGAGCCUCAGGCUAGCUGAACUGACCCUGGAGUCCACAUGCCAUCCAGAGAUGAACUUCAGGCCUGGUCCAGCUGAGCUUACCCUGGAUCCCAAACAUCAGUCAAAGGAGACCCCAGCUCCCAGUCUGGCUGAGUUGACCUUGGAGCCUGUGCACUGCAGACCUGAGCUUAUGGAUGCUUGUGCCGACCUCAUCAAUGACCAGUGGCCCCGCAGCCGUGCCUCCCGCCUACACUCCCUGGGCCAGUCCUCAGAUACCUUCCCCCUAUGCCUGUUGCUUCUGAGCCCUCACCCCACUUCUGACACAGCCCCCAUUGUGGUGGGCCAUGCUCGCCUGUCACGGGUGCUAGACCGGCCCCAGAGCCUCUUAGUAGAGACAGUGGUGGUGGCCCGGGCCCUGAGGGGCCGUGGCUUUGGCCGCCGUCUCAUGGAGGGCCUGGAGGAUUUUGCUCGGGCCCGAGGCUUUCGCAAACUGCACCUCACCACUCAUGAUCAGCUGUAUUUCUAUGCCCACCUGGGCUACCGUCUAGGAGAGCCUGUGCAAGGCCUGGUCUUCAGCAGCAAACGACUGCCCACCAGCCUGCUCCGUGCCUUUCCUAGAGCUUCCAUUCCCCGCCCUCCCUGCAUGGUUUCUAACCUGACUACCCAAGCUGCCCCAAGUAGCCCCAAGGGACCCCCAUUGCCACCCCCCCCUCCCCUGCCUCAGCCUUUGAACACUUUACCUCCACCUCCAGCAGGGUCCCUUCCACAAAACCUGCUGGAGACACAAUACCAAGACCUGAGGGGAUGCCCCAUAUUCUGGAUGGAAAAAGACAUCUGAAGAUUGAGACAAGGCACUGUUCUGGGUCACUCAACUGCUCAGUGGCCAUACCUCAAUCCCUAGCCCCUGGGGAAGCAUGUUUCCUGGUUACUACUGGGGCCAGGAGAUGGUUCUGUAGUUCUGACUCAGAGCCAUUAGUAUGGCUGAAUAAAGGCUUCUGUUGGGUGUG
Messenger RNA from Octodon degus (degu), 1212 nucleotides. RefSeq names its product N-acetyltransferase 6 (gene Naa80). The transcript is spliced from 2 exons. Gene Ontology annotation, molecular function: acetyl-CoA binding; N-acetyltransferase activity. Gene Ontology annotation, cellular component: cytoplasm. Gene Ontology annotation, biological process: protein acetylation. Bases 99 to 1043 code for a protein of 314 amino acids. Lineage: Eukaryota; Metazoa; Chordata; Mammalia; Rodentia; Octodontidae. The record is from RefSeq and is a predicted model, not a curated record.